Syzygium oleosum is the source of this 835-nucleotide messenger RNA. RefSeq names its product glutathione S-transferase F12. Gene Ontology annotation, cellular component: cytoplasm. Lineage: Eukaryota; Viridiplantae; Streptophyta; Magnoliopsida; Myrtales; Myrtaceae. Gene Ontology annotation, molecular function: glutathione transferase activity; glutathione binding. The coding region runs from base 94 to 732 and encodes 212 amino acids. The record is from RefSeq and is a predicted model, not a curated record. The transcript is spliced from 3 exons.
GGAACACCAACGACCUGCAGGUAUCUCUAGACAGAGAGCUUCAUACAGUAAAUCGAUACCGCGCAGGUUCGAGGAGGUGGGAGAGAUAUAGAUAUGGUGGUCAAGGUGUAUGGCUCGACCAGAGCGGCUUGCCCGCAGAGGGUGAUGGCGUGCCUCUUGGAGAAGGAGGUGGAGUUCGAGAUCGUGCACGUCGAUCUCGAUGCCGGGGAGCAGAAGAAGCCCGAGUUCCUCCAACGACAGCCUUUUGGUCAAGUUCCGGCGGUGGAGGACGGCGAUUUCAGGCUUUUCGAGUCGAGGGCCAUAAUAAGGUACUAUGCAACCAAGUACGCCGGCCGGGGGGCUGACCUGCUGGGCGCAACCCCGGAGGAGCGGGCCGUGGUGGACCAGUGGCUCGAGGUGGAGGCGCACAACUUCAACGACCUGGCGUUCAACCUCGUGUUCCAUCUGGUGAUCUCGCCGCACAUGGGCCUGCGCAGCGACCUGGCGUUGGUCCACAGCAGUGAGCAGAAGCUGGAGAAGGUGAUGGACAUAUACGAGCAGAGGCUGUCCAAGAGCAAGUACUUGGCCGGCGACUUCUUCUCGCUGGCCGACCUCAGCCACUUGCCCGCGAUCCGGUGCCUCACGGAGGACGCCGGGCUCGGCCACUUGGUCAAAGAGAGGAAGUUCGUGAACGCUUGGUGGGAGGACAUCUCGAGCCGGCCCUCGUGGAAGAAACUGCUGACCCUUCUUUGAUUGUCUUGGGAAAAAGCUCUCGUGGACUUCACUUGAGAACUUAUUAAGCCUCUUGCUUGUUAGAUGCUUGAAAUAAUUAAGGGUGUGAUUGGUUUGGUGAAAA